Molecule: messenger RNA, 1418 nt
Organism: Parasteatoda tepidariorum (common house spider)
Lineage: Eukaryota; Metazoa; Arthropoda; Arachnida; Araneae; Theridiidae
Source: RefSeq, a predicted model, not a curated record
AAACAGUCAGCACUUUCGAUGAGAAAAUAAAAAUAAAUAACGAUAAUUUCAUUUUUUUAAACGAUUAUUUCUUCUAAAAUUGGCAACAAGUAAUAUCUUAUCGAUGAAAUUGCAAUUGACAGCAGCUGAUUUUUUUUUCUUUACAUGCCAAACGAACGUAUAAUGUUCACGACUGCUUAUCUUUCUGAGAGAGAACAAUUUAAAUCAGAGAACUGUCACUUUCAGAAAUGUAUUGAAGGAAAUAGUCAAAAAGUAAUCACGAAAGUGAAAAAGAAAAUUCUACCAGAAUAUCAAAAAACGUCAUGUGGAUUUUCGAUUCCAAAACAGUUCUCUUUGGAGGCUUUCAAUUCAGCACUCUCCUACGAGCCACGACCGGACGAUCUUUUUAUCACAACUUACCCAAAAUGUGGUGCAACUUGGGUGCAAAACAUCGUGGCCUGCAUUCAUCAAGAAGGUUCACCUUUUUCUUCAGCCCUGGAAUUUUUUAACAAUGCGCCUUUUCUGGAAAUGUCAGGAGCUGAAGCGGCAAGGAUAAUGAAGCGACCCGGAGCCAUCAAGACACAUUUGCCUAUCGACGUGAUCCCAUGGUUUUCGCAGGCAAAGUAUAUUUACGUUGCCAGAAACCCUAAAGAUUGUUGUGUUUCGUUUUAUCAUCACACAAAAAACUUCACCGGCUAUAAGUUCAAAAAUGGCAGCUUCGAUGAUUAUUUUGAACUGUUCAUGAAAGGAGAAGUGGACUACGGAGACUAUUUCGACAGUUUGAUAUCCUGGUAUGAGCGCAGAAAUGACCCAAAUGUUUUGUUCAUCACAUAUGAGCAACUGAAAGAAGAUAUAAAGAGAAAUGUUUUGAAAAUUGCAAAUUUUAUGGGAUCUGAAUAUAAGGAAAUGCUUGAGAAGAAUGAAACUAUGUUGAAAGAUGUCAUCAAGCACAGCAGUUUCGAAUUUAUGAAAGAAACACUGAAUCAGCAAAUUUCUGAGUUAGCCCGUCAGACACGGAAAUCCGAUCAGGAUCGCACUGAUUUAUCAGUUGGAUUAAAGAAACUGUUGGAAUCGGAAGAGAGCUUCUUUGACACAGAUCCGAAUAGUAUAAGUUAUGUAAGAAAAGGAAUUGUUGGUGAUUGGAAGAACCAUUUCUCACCGGAGCAAGACAAAACAUUGGAAAAGAAAUUCAUGGAGAGAACAAAAGGAACAGAUAUUCAAUAUCUCUGGCAAGACAUCUUUAAAACAUCAAGCACAGAAUAAUUGAGUGUAACCUUCACUUAGUCUCCUCAUGGACCUUAAAUCUACCAGUGUUAGUAAAUUUACACUAAAGCUAACAGGGAAUUAUUGAGACAAAACUUUAACAGUGGUAGACCAGAAAUUUUAUCCAGGUGUAUUUCGCAUGAAAAAGGGCAGAUAGUAGCAGUCACGAGUGAAUU